AUGCCCUCCAGAGUACGUUCUCCAUCUAUCGAGCUAGUGUACGACGGCACGGCGCAGAAGCCCGCCGCCGCUCCGGCUACGACCGCAUCCGGAUCUGCAGUGAGCACCGGCUCGGCAGGCUCGAAGCGCAAGUCAAGCGGUGGAGGUGAAGCGACAUAUGCAACGAAGCGCAAGAAGACCGCCAAGGAGAGCGAUGUUUCCGCUGAGAAGAAAGACCCCGCCGAGCGCUGGAAAUGGAUCGACAGGACGCGACCCGAAUUCGAGUUCAAAGGUACCAAGAUCGAAGCGUUCAACUGUGGAGGCACCUUCUUCAAGUCGUCGGCUAAGACCGUAGCAGACCGUCUCGACAAGCUCGAGAGCUUCCUCGCCGAAUGCGACGGCGACGAGACUGCUCACCCCACCUACGGCUACCCCGAACGCUUCAAGCCUAAGCGCGUCACUAAGAAGAAGGGCGAGCCUGCGGACGACCGUUGGCACUGGCUUGAUCUGCGCCGCCCCGAGGUACGCUUCAAGGGUACCAAGAUCGAGUGCUACAACUGCGGCGGCAUCGUGUUCCGCGCGACGGGCAAGACGGUCGCCGACCGCCUCGAUAAGCUCGAGCAGUUCUUCGCCGAGUGCAAGGGUGACGAGACGCGCCAUCGCGACUACGGCAACUACUAA
This is a messenger RNA of Peniophora sp. CBMAI 1063, 660 nucleotides long. The record is from the annotation of a GenBank genome assembly. NCBI's taxonomy places the organism in Eukaryota, Fungi, Basidiomycota, Agaricomycetes, Russulales, Peniophoraceae.